UCCUGCCACCGAAAAAAAUACGUGGAGUUACACCGACCAAGCACGCUUAAGCCGAGGCGACAAGUUCGUUCGACUCUUGGUUCUUUAGUAACUCGGGUCCCGUGAGAGAGAUCAUUUGUACGGAAUCACAGUCUCAGAGGCUCUACGCUUAUGUGGAUGUUUGAUUGGACCAGUUGUGCAAUUUGUGUUUUUCUGGUGUUUUAUUUUUUAAUUCUUAUUUUUUUAGUGUUAACGAAUUUCUGAGAUACUUUUUAAAAUAAAAAUGUCUAAAUUAUGGACUUCCUGUGGACUUGCUAAGGGCCGCAACACGGUGUUGUCCAUGUAGGUGCAGCAGAGUUAUGUUUCUUCAUUGUUUCAUUCUUAUGGUUAGAAGUUGGAUUACGUGAAUAGGCAGUGUCUGCCCUAAAGUGGAUGUUGGACAGCGUCACUUGAACUGUAUUAGAGUUAGUUCUAUUGGUGUUCCAACUAUUCAUAUGGAUUUAAAGAGACUUAGGUUGAAGUAGAGAAAGCCUAAGAGAGCCACUCACUGAUUCAUCGACUUUCCCACUCCGCUGGAUAAUAUUCAUUGAUAUUUGUGAGGCGAAGAAGUGACUGCAAGGUUUGAAUCGUCAACAGGAGCACGAAAUCGAUGUACUAGAACAUUCCUACAGUUUGCAAAGAUUGGAAUUAAGUUUUGCUAUUGAAGUCAGCGCAAAGAUUAGCUGUGCCAAAGUCUUUUGGGAACAAUGGAGUCGCCAUUUCUAUGGGAGGCUCCUUAGGGAAUUUCCCGAGUACCUAACCAAGCGCCAACCGUGGAUUAGAAGGGAUGAGAACGGAAAUUUCCGAAAUCUCGUUAUUUUCGGCUUGAUCCACAUCCGGUUUGUCACCAUGGCACCGGUAUCGACAGCGUUGCUUGUCUUGACAAUGGUUUUACUGCUGAUGCCGCGCGACUGCCCAGCGCAGCUCGUGGUCAGGCAAAAGGACAUCUCUGUGGAUAUAGGGCGGUCUACCUUCCUUGGGCGCGAGGACUUGGUGGUUUCCAGCGUUAGAAGAGGGGAGAGCUGCAGGAUAGAGGUUGUGACCAAUGACCCAAUCACACAGAGAGUAGGACGAAUACAUCCGCCGAUAUUCGACUGCGACUUUCUACCCAAAACAGUGCAAUAUGUUCACAACGGCUCACCCUUGCUCCAACAGGACAGCGUUCGUCUCCUUGUACACAAGUUUACGGAUACUACCACUUUCACUGAGUCGGUCAUCCUUAGGGUCAACGUCAACAACGCCUCGCAUUCCAUCAUCUCAACGCAAGGACUUAGGCCGUUGGUGGUGCCGGAAUACAAUGGGCGCUCCAACACAAUCGACUCCACGGCCUUGAGGUUCAAGCACAGUCCUAACCAGAAUGUCUCUUGCACAGUAGGGUUCUCCACCUUUUUCUCACCCUGGCCGGUGGCCGGACAGAUCGUGAUGGGGGAAAAGCGGCAGGUGGUAGACUCGGUCAAGAAGGACUGCCGAGAGUUCCUUUUCAUGAAUCUUCACUACGAGCACCUGCGCUCCCCAACCCCAGAAGUGGAUUAUCUCCCUUUGAGUGUGGAGGUCUACGACCCCGCAGUCAGUGACGAAGUUGUAUCCGAGCGGUUCUACCUGCCCAUUCACAUCAAAGGCGCCUUCCAAAACUCCCCGCCCCACGCUUCCUUUCUGAAUAUGUACAUGAUGGACGUAGACCAGUUUGUGCUGUCCACUGUGGUCCCUGGGGUCAUUUCCGCCGAGGACUACGAGACCCCUAAACGACAGCUUGUGUUCAAUAUCACCAAGCCCUUUGGUGAGGGCAAAGGUUACUUUGUCCAUCUGGAUAACCACGCUAAGCCUAUUCACUCAUUUUUGCAAGACGAUCUGGACAACAACCGAAUCGCCUACAGACCGCCCAGUGUUAGUUAUCCAGACCAGAGAAUCUACGACGCAGAACUGGUUGUCUUUGACAGCCACUUUGCUCAGAGUAUGCCAAUUAGCGUACGUAUGGCUGUACGGCCAGCAGACACCACGGCUCCAAGGGUGUCUCUCAAUACUGGUGUCACUUUGCUGGAGGGACAGAGUAGAGAAAUUACCACAGAACAAUUCCAGGUUGUAGACAAGGAUAACUUGAACAGGGUCAGGAUGUACGUCAAGGGAGGUCUGAACCACGGCACCAUCACUGUCCGAGGCAAACACUCGGUCAUAUUCUCCAUGAAGGAUGUGGAGGCGGGUCACGUGGUCUAUAAGCAUGACGACAGUGACUCCACGAGGGAUAGAAUUGAACUGCGCAUCAGCGAUGGUAGUAACACCGUCCUGUCAUCAUUCCCCAUCAUCAUCAUUCCACGUGACGACACCCCCCCUUACCUGGUGAACAACCUGGGUCUCCAGGUGAACGAGGGGGGCAUGAGGAAGAUCAGUGAGGACAUGCUGCUGGCCCACGACUCCGAUUCACUGGACAACAACAUUGUUUACACCAUCGUUACCUCGCCCACAGCUGGAGACAUCAUCAGGAAGCUCCGUCCGUCAGACACUGGCACCAAAAUAUUUGGAUUCCGUCAGAGGGAUGUUGUCAAAGGUCAGAUUUAUUAUCGUCACAACGGGGAGGAGGUAUUUAAGGAUUCGUUUACAUUCACCGUCCAGGACCACCAGGAUCCACCGAACGAGUCAGAAUCCAUGGAGUUCUCCAUCAUCAUCUCACCCAUGAACGAGAACCCACCUCAGAUUGACGCCACUGCUAAACGCAUCAUGUACGUGGAAGAAACCAGCAUUGGUUACAUUAAGUCCACUGAACUCCGCUACACAGAUGUGGAGUCUCCACCCAAAGAUUUGACCUACACCAUCACGACUCCACCUUACUUUGUCUACAAUAGGGGGGAGAGGGAUGCUGGGAGGCUCGUGGCCACACACAAUUUGACCAAAGUUGACAAAACUGUUGAUGCUCCUCAAGCUAUCAAAUUCACCCAGGCUGACAUAGAUCAACAAAAGAUUGCCUACAUACCUCCUACCAAUGACAUAGGUCCAGAGUCCAGGCUGGUCAGGUUGGCUUACACAGUGGAAGAUGGCAGUGGUAACAAACUUUAUGGACAAACAUUUGAUAUAGAAGUCAAUCCAGUGAACAACCAUGUUCCAGAGUUUGUGACCAACAAACUGAUUGUGGAAGAAAGAGGCAUACUGAGCAUCACUACCAGUCAGCUGUCAGCAGUGGAUGUGGAUACCCCUGUGACUUCACUGAAGUUUAUUCUGGAUGCUCCACCAAAGUAUGGCACGCUCCAAAAUGAUGGCAGAAUGCUAAAGACUGGUUCCUCCUUUCUCUAUGAAGACCUGCAAAAGAAACGCAUCAGAUACCUCCAUGAUGGAUCUGAUGUUGUUCUUGACACUUUUACUCUUGCACUGACAGACGGCAUGAAUCAAGCUACCAAAGUUCUUUCUAUACAGGUUGUGCCAGUGGCAGACAAAACUCCAACAUUGUCAAAAAACUUAAGACCACAGUUAAUUGUUUCAGAAGGAGAGGAGGCCACCAUAACAACCAGAAUUGUUGCUGCCACUGAUGGAGAUUCAAAUAACGACAAACUUGUAUUCCUAAUUGUCAAACAGCCAAGAUAUGGAGUUCUACAACUAAAAGGUCAGCCUGCUACAAAAUUCACUCAAGGUGAUGUGAAAGCAGGACAUGUUAGCUUUCUUCACACUAGUGGGGAGAUUGGAACUUCAAUCCUCAAGGACUAUGCAACUUUCAUCAUUUCGAAUCAAAACUUUGUAGCCACAUCUGACAUGCCAAUGUAUGAUCUGAACAUUACCAUCACUCCAGUGAAUAACCAAAAGCCAGAGAUCACAUUGGGAAAUCCUGUCUUUGUUGCUGAGGGGGAAUCUUUUAGGUUUAGCCAAGAGGUUCUCACAGUAACAGACCCUGACUCAAAAACAAAAGAGAUACUGUUUAUGAUUACUAAACAGCCUCAGUGGGGAUAUAUUGAAAACACUAAACCAUCUCCUGGCUCAGAUAAAAAAAACAUUGGUGUCAGAAUCAACUCAUUUACAUAUGGAGAUAUUCUGGAUGGCUCCAUCAACUAUGUGCAGGCCAAUCAUAAAGGUGUUGAGCCUGUCAGAGAUGAGUUUGAAUUUUAUGCUAGUGAUGGCAAGUUAAAUUCUGAUUUAAGGACAAUAAGGAUAACAAUAGUUCCAGCCAAUGAUGAACCUCCUGACCUAAUGCUGAAUGAUUUCAGCAUAACUGAAGGAGGCAGCAUGGUUCUUGGUCCAUCCAUGCUAGAUGCCAUAGAUCUUGAUGUGCCCAAAGAUCAGCUCAAAGUUUCCAUCUCCCAGCCCCCAGCUCAUGGCAAAAUUGUUUUGUUAGUCAACACACGUAGAGGGCUGGCUGAGUCAGAAGUUCAGGUGGUCACAAUUGAAGAGAUCCAUAAUGGGCUCCAGCUGCUGUACAAACAUGAUGGCUCGGAAGUCUUCAGUGACAAAUUUGCUGUCACUGUAUCUGAUGGAAAGCAUGAAGUCAAAGCUGUCUGCAAUAUCUCAGUCAAACUGCAAAAUGAUGAACGUCCAGAGAUUUUUAAAAAUACAGGUAUGGAACUGGAGUAUGGGGACUAUGCCCAAAUCACCAACAAUUUUCUUCAGGCUCAGGAUGAGGACAAUGAUGACCAUGAAUUGGCCUUUGUUCUAGUGGAGACACCAGAGAAAGGCUUUUUGCAGUUCUGCCCUGAACCACAGGCCCCUGCAUUAGAAUUGCAGUGUGAGGAUCUGGAGAUGGGAAGUAACUUUACCCAGGCAGACUUGGACCAAAACCGAAUCAGGUACAUCCACACCACUAGUCUUGGGGACACAGAAAAAGACAAUUUUGUAUUUGUUCUCACAGAUGGCACACAUAAGCGUCAUGAGGAGACCUUUGAGAUUAAGAUCAGAAACACCAAGAAGGCCAACAUUGCUGUGCUGAACAAAGGGAUGGUUGUAAGAGAAGGUGAGCGGGUGGCUAUCAGCACAUCAAAUUUAAGUGCAACAGAUGAGAGCACAAAGGCAGAAGACAUUGUUUUUGCCAUCAUUCGUCCACCAAGAUUAGGCCAGAUUGAGAACAUCAAGAAACGUUUUGUCCCCAUCAGCAGUUUCACUCAGUCAGACAUCACAUCACAAAGGGUGGUCUAUAAUCACCUAACCAAAAAUGACAUCACAGAUGACUCUUUUACAUUCACUGUCACCAAUGGCCUAAGUGUUGCCAGAGAUGGAGAAUUCAAGAUAAACAUUCAGCCGAUGGACAGGGUCCUACCAUCAUUGAUUUCCAACAAGCUUUUGGAGGUCCUCCAGGGUACAGAGGAACCUUUGACCCCAGCUCAUCUCAAGGCUACAGACCCUGACACUGCUGCUCAUAACAUUUCCUUUGUCAUUGCCAAGCCUCCUACUUAUGGCAGAUUGUUUAACCGAGGUGUACAGAUCACAAAUGCUUUCACUCAGAAUGAUGUUGACCUUGGCUUUAUCUCUUAUGAAAGUGAUGGAUCCAAAGCAGGGCUAGACAACUUCCUCUUCACACUGACCGAUGGGCGACAUGAGGGAUUCCUCAUAAAUGGAACACUCCAGACACAACCAGCCAUGAUGAGUAUAUUUAUCCAGCCUCUUGUGGAGGAUGCACCAAGAUUAGUGGUCAAUAAAAGUCCAGACCUGUUACAACACUUAGGCAGACAAAGAUAUGGAUACAAAUUGACCACUAAAAUGUUGAGGGCUGUGGAUACUGACUCGGACAGUGCCAGUCUCCAUUAUGUCAUGACAACAUUACCAAAAUAUGGACAUCUUGAGAAUACGCAGGCCAAACUUUACGUUAGGAGGAGAUUUACCCAGAAAGAUGUGGAUGACGGUAGUUUAGUUUACAUCCUGGACCACCAAGCAGAACACUUUGCUGAUUCCUUCAGUUUUAGAAUAGAAGACGUUCGAGGGAACGUGUUAGAUGGACAACACUAUGUGUUUAGUUGGUCAAGGACACAGUUUGACAGAGAUGAAAUAGUGGCCUGUGAAAAUGUUGGCAUAUUGUAUGUCACAGUGACUAGGUCUGGAAACCUGGCACAACCAGCAUCCGUUGGUAUAACCUUAAGAGAACAAUCUGCAAAGAAAGGAAUAGACUUUACUCCAGGCGCCAUGAAACAGAUUAACUUUGCUUCAGGAGAGUCUAAAGCUACAUGGCAGUUCUCUAUAUUGGAUGAUGGCCUGUAUGAGCCUAAUAAAAAACUGAGAUUAACAUUAGUCGACCCUGUCAACACAAUACUUGGCAAGAACAAGAAGCUGAAAGUAUUAAUAAUAAAUGCUGUGAAUGGUGAGUGUGAACAGUUUCUUGGCAUGGUUAGCAAACAUUCCAUGGCUGAUGACAAGUCUACUGCUGGUCAGUCUAGUGGACAGUACAACAAAGUUGGCAAUCGUCAAUUGACUCAUGGAUUUGACAACACUUACCUUAACACUGAGGCAGAGCAGAAAAUUCUAGCAAAAGAAACAUCCUCUCCAUCUUACUCUCUUCCUAAGAGUUCCUCCUCUCCCCUAAAAAAGAAGCGAAAGAAGAAAGAAAAGGAAAAAGAUAAAGGAAGGAAGAAGAGACGAAGAAAUGGAAAGAAGAAAAAGCUGCCUGGAGGAAAGAAUGACACAUUGAUGCCUGGGGGAAAAGGACCAUUUGAUGUUACCCCCCCUACUUAUCCUGACCUCUUGUCCACAAAGCAGGUUAUCAAAAAGUGCACUCCAGCAACCAAAGACCUCCUCCAUUAUGAUGACAUCAAUUAUCAACUGCGUAAAUGUGAUGGGAAAGAAUGGCAGGCUUGGAGCCCAAACUCUGGCAAUGAUGGAGUCACCACUCCCAUAUGUGAAACUGGCUGGUUUGAUUAUGAGGGUCGAUGUUAUAAACCAAUGAAUGAGAGGCUGGCAUGGGAUGAAGCUGAGGACAAGUGUGUCAAGAUGUUUCAUGGACACCUUACCACCAUCAAAAAUGUCAAGCACAUGAAAUGGUUGGGAGAAAAAUUGGAGGAGAAACCAUUCUGGAUAGGACUCAAUGACAAAGUUCAUAAUGGCAGAUGGCAAUACACCAAUGGGGACUCUGUUACAAUGUACAACUGGCAAAAUGGCAAGCCUCACAUGUGGCGGAAGGGGCACAAGAAAAACUGUGUUGUCGUCAAAAAGAAAUACAAAUGGCGCAAUAAGAAGUGCGACAACUACCAGGCCAGGUAUGUGUGUGAGGCUUUGCCCAAUAAGCAGCCAUCUGAGGUAAUUAAACAGCCACUGAAAUCAAAGAGAGGCUCCACUAAGAGGCAGACCAGGCACCAAAGGAUAACAGACAGAAUCCAGCCCAGUAGAAAUGGUUUCAAUUUCUAUGGAAAUUCCUGAUUCAUUUUAAUAACAUUCUAGGCUACAAAUGACUUACAAAACUACAUGACAAGAGAUGUACCUAUUAAUGUGGACUGAAAGUGUUCAUUGACUUACUUGUGAUAAACAAUCGAUUGCAGAAGUUUCAGGGCUUCAGAAUGCAAAUGGCAUGACAAUUCAGAAUGUUAGAAUGCUUGUUUUUUUUAUCAUUUUGGUAAGACUGACAUGUGAUAAGCUGAUUUUUUUGUGUGUAUUUAUUAGUAAAACAAUUUUUUUUUUAUAGCAUUUGAAAAACAUGACAUAAUAAUCAAACGGCUGUUUGCUUGUCAUUUGCAUAUAUUAAGGACCAAAAAAAAAAAAUGACAGCUUCCUAGAAGUUUAGGGUUGUCUUAUCCCAAAUCAAAAUUUUUGUCAGGAUUAUCCUGUACUAUUUUGUGAAAUAUUUACUAAGAAAUUAAAUGUACCACUUAACUUUGAUUGUAGGCUAACAUUGUUUGUCAUAUUUCUAGAUAGAUGAGCAUAAUGGUUAAUGGUACUCUGUUCAUGAAUUCUAGUAAUGAUUAUCUUGCAUAAAAGAGAUUGGAUUUUUAGUUAUUAACAUAUUGUACUUCAAUAUAAAUAUUCAAUUAUUGUUGGUGUUCUUGGAAUGUAACAAGUCAUUUCAUUAUAACCAAGAUACACAACUCUGCCAUUUAUGUGUUAAGACUUUUAAAUGUAUUGUCUCCCUGGAACCAACAGUAAGACCAAGGAAUAUAACUUGUGUCUUAAUGUAUCAUGGCUUUUAUACAUUGAUUAUCUAUCUUGGUAUAGAAGGAUAAUUAAGUCUGGUUAAUUUGUUGAACGAACACAUAAUAUUUACAUAUGAUUGCUCUAGAAUUGCGUCUGUAUUAAUUUAAAUACAUGUGAUAGAUACAUGUGUAUACUGUUUAUUAUUUUGUUAUAGUAAUUAUAGUGUAAUUGUGUUGUAUCUUCCCAGUAAGUUGUCCCAGUUUCUCUUACAGCACAAUUUAUCAAAAUAUUGAGAGUAAGUGCUCUUUGGAUGUAGAAUUAACAUUUUUUUAUUUUUUUUUACAUCCAUUGGCAUGGAGCACUGACUUCCUAGUAUAUAUCAUUUAGAGAUUUUUUUAUCAUAAAAUAACACGGUCACACUUUAUUUGUAUAAAUUUAUUUUUGUAAAUGUUUUUUACAAAUUUUUUUGAUGUAGCGGUUUCCUCAAACAUACAUUUUUAAAACUAAUGAAAUUCAAAGCAUUACUGUCCUGUUUGCCACUGCAUAUGAUUGGAACCAGUAGCUUUACUAUCUGAUAGUUUAUUUGCAUUGUAUAAUAUGCCUACAUGAUAUAUUUAUCUUAGAGAAAUGUAGAUAUAAAUCUUAAUUUAUAUGAGUAUUUUAGAUUUGAGUUGCUUUUUUUUUUUAACUUAUUGCUAUCUAGGUAGUUGUAUUUUAUUUUAUUUAUACAUUUUCAAACAAUGUUAAGUCAUUUUUGGGGAAAUUUUUUGAAUGUUUUGAUUUCAAAUCUGAUGUGUGUAGAUUUCUUCUUAUCUUAUACAAUACAGACGUUACUUCAAAAAAGAAGAUGAUUACAUCCUACGCGUCAUGCAUUUAGUCAUGCAUAUUAACCAAUGACUUAAAUUCUGCUAAUUCACUGGUUUUCCUGGCUAGCUCAGGCAACCCAUUUGAUUUGACUAUCUUGAUUUGAUAAUGUCUUUUUAAAGUGGAAACUUUACAUUUUUCACUGUAAGAGCCCCUUGAUUGUUCAUUCAUUGUGUUUCAUAGCUAUCUCAUUAAUGUAGAAUGAAAACUUGAAUAAUCAAUAAAUGAAUAAAAACAAUUUAUAUUUUAUUUGUACCUCCAAGCUCCCUUCCAGGUAUCAGUAUUAAAAGUUUGUUUACAUUUGGAACUGAAAGGCAAGACAGUGAGCAUUAUCCCAAAAACUUAUGAGCCACAGAAUUGAUACACUGGUUUUAAAAUGAAUUUUGACUUAUAUAGACAUGCUUUUUAAAGAGCCUUUAUAUAUACAAAAUGUGACUUUUGCUUGAAGAGAAGUAAAUUACAAUUUUGAAUAUCCUUUGAGGUUAAAAUAUAUCCAAAAAUUUGAAACCAUUAAAAAAAAAUUUGAUAUAAUCAAAAUGUUUAAUUAGAUCCAUUUACAAAUAAUAAUAUAUAUAAUGUUUAAAAAUAGUUUUUGGUUGAUUAUUGGGCAAUACAUUGGGAAAGAAUGUGUGUCUUAUAUUUUAUUUGUACACAUUUUUAUAACGCUGUUUAAAGUUGGAUGCCCAUGGAUUACAUACUUUUUUGUUGAAACUAUUUGUAAUUUUGUUAAACUGAAAAAUACAUACAGAGAGAAGAUAUUUAUUUAGAAAUACUGUGCAGUCCCUAUUGAGAGUAGAAUACAUCAGUAGAAUACAUCAAGGUCUAGUCUAAGUCCAGCAUCUUUUUUUGAGGAAAAAUCUCCACUAUCUUGUUUUUUUUUUAAUUUUUUUUGGCUUUACCUCUGAAUUUAUUAAAUGAUAAAUACUGAAUCAAAGUACAAAUAUAUCCGGCUGGUAAUACUAGUUAUAAUACUAGUUAUAUAUUUUUUUUUAUACAUUUCUCUAUCUUUUAAAGAAAGUGUUUUUAAAAAUAAUAAUGUUCUCUACAAAUCUUAAUGAGCUUUCCUUUCACUGCAGUCUAAAAUUGUCCUUUCAGUACUUUCUUUAAACUAAUAACCAUCACAAACAUUUGAAGUCUCUGAUUACAUGGAGUAUCACAGUUAAAGGUCUGUUAUCUGGUCAAGAAUAAAGAUAAAAUACCAGAUGUUAUGUAAACCUGUAUAUAUAAGCAUUAACAAAUAAAAUAUAGUAGAUACACAUAAGCAAUAAAUUUGUUGGUGUGUUUCACAUGUUGUUGUCCUAAGUAUGUUUUUUCAUUUAUAUAAUAACCAUCAGAUGUAUCUAUUUUUUAUAUUUAUCUUGAAAGUUUUUGACUGAAAUGAUGUGAGUAUUUGGAAGAAUAAGAAACUGAUUAUUUGUGGCUGUACAAGGAGCUCCUAGAGUCACCAUCUAUUUCUGUUGUUUUGUAAUUUUUUUGUAUAUAAAUAAUUUUGUAUUGCUGUAAAAAAACAACAACAUUGAACUGCUGUAGUAUAUAUCUGUGUGUGUAGACAUGUCAUUGUAGUUAAUUGUUUAUGUUUAAGUUUCCUUUCAUCUUAUUAGUUUGCAGGCAUUGAAAUAAACUAUUUUGAUAUCACAGUAUUAGGGCAUUUAUUAUUAUCAUAUUCUCUCUUUUUUUUAUAACUUUUACAGACAUUAAAACAUGUUUAUGAAUUAUUAAAAAGUAAGUUUGUUCAUCAAACACCACACAAAAAAAUAUUACUAAACAAAUGACAAUUAGGCCUAUGUAUUGACAUCGUAUGUACCAUCACUGACAUGAGAGAUUUAGAGUGCAGUUUUAUUAUUCCAUGUUUUCUUCUCAAUGUUCUAUAUUGAUCAGCAAAAUAUUUUCCCUUGAUUGUUUUUACUUUACCAAAAACAAUUUAUUUUAAUAUAUCAAAAGCUUUUAAAUAUUUUUUGUCAUACCAAAAAUAAAAUAAUUUUCAUACUAAAUACACAAGUGGUUCUAAAUAGAUAUAUAUUUUCAACACUGCAUAAUGUGACAAUCAAUAUGGACUUGACAGAUUCAUUAAAAACUUGAUAUUGUUAUUUUGAUUAUAAUAAUUUCUUUUGUGUUUUAAGUAAAAGUUACAAUAUUGUUCUUACAUAAAACAUUUAUUUUAACUUAGAUGUAAAAUCAACUUUGUUUUAUUCAUUUACUGUAGUUGUUUAGAUGGAACUUAUUUUAUUUGAUUUCAUUUAAUUCAUGUAUAUCAUUAUCUUCAAUCGUAAAAAAAAAAAAUACAUUAAAAAUAUUGUUUCCAAA
Messenger RNA from Biomphalaria glabrata, 11208 nucleotides. RefSeq names its product FRAS1-related extracellular matrix protein 1-like. Gene Ontology annotation, cellular component: membrane. Bases 868 to 7332 code for a protein of 2154 amino acids. The record is from RefSeq and is a predicted model, not a curated record. The transcript is spliced from 26 exons. Gene Ontology annotation, biological process: cell communication. Lineage: Eukaryota; Metazoa; Mollusca; Gastropoda; Planorbidae.